GGAAUAGAUAUGAGUUGAAAAAAAAAUAGCUGCUGUAUUGUUUAGCUUUGUCAAUAACGAGACGUGCCUCUGUCAUGACGUCGUUUGCCGGAAACAUUUAGCUGUCACACACCCCGGAAAUAUACGGUUCAGCAUGGCUUUGGAACACCUGAAGUGUAACAGUGACGAAGCUCUGAUGGUCCAGCGUGGCUGAAGGGACAGUUAACAGACUCCACGUACUUAGACCAUAUAAUACAAAAUAUUUUGCCGAAAGUGGCCAUAAUGUCAAAGGUGAAGGCAAAGAAAGCAGCCUCUCCAACUAAAACACAGCAGCCCGUAUCUAAAAAUACAAACAACACUGUGAAAAGGAAAAAGAAACACUGGUUUGGAAAGAGGUUUAAAAAGAAAAAGCUUCUAUCAAACGACCAAGGAAAAGUGCAACCUCCAAAAGAUGCUCAGCAGUUCUCUGCCAACUGGAAAACACUACAAGAGAUGUUAAAAGCCAGUCAGCCAGAGAAGAAACCGCCUGUGAAACCAAAACAUCAGAACGGUGCUCUGCAAAAAAAGGGGGCUAAAGAAGUUUCUUCCAAAAGUAUUUCCAAGAACAAUACCAGUCCCAGGCAGACAGACACUGGGAAAAAAGUGAGGCACAAAACUGUGUCAAACAGUGUUGCCCCCAAGGUUCCAGCUGUCUCACAGACAAGACAGUCUACUGCUCCAAAAAGGAAAGGGAACAGUGGAGAGUCACACAGCGAGCAAGCAGCCAAGAAGAAGAAGUCUGUGGUUGAAGAGACGAAACCUACAGACGAGGACCUUUGGUUUGAUGAUGUGGACCCUGACGACAUUGAGGCGACAAUUGGAGCAGAGGCAGCAGAGAUCAUGAGGAAGAAGCAGGGCAUUCAGAAGAGGGAGGCAGAGAGCGCCCUGGUCAAGGAGAAUGCCUUUGAGGGUCUCACCAGAGCUGUGGCCAUUGAUUGCGAGAUGGUGGGAGUCGGUCCUGACGGAGAAGACAGCAUCUUGGCGCGCGUGUCCCUCGUGAACCAGUUUGGGAAAUGCAUCUAUGACAAAUUUGUAAAACCCACCGAGAAGGUGACAGACUACAGGACAGCUGUCAGUGGCAUCCGACCAAAGGACAUCAAACAUGGAGAGGAUGUACGGACUGUGCAGAGGGAGGUAGCUGAGAUCCUGCAAGGCCGAGUAGUGGUUGGACAUGCCAUACACAAUGACUUAAAGAUUUUACUCUUGGAUCAUCCAAAAAAGAAAAUCCGGGACACUCAGAAGUAUAAACCCUUUAAGAAGAUUGUUAAGAGUGGUCGACCCUCGCUGAAAGUCCUCUGUAGAGAUAUACUCAACGUUAAGAUCCAGCAGGGCGAACAUUCAUCUGUCCAAGAUGCACAGGCCACCAUGAGGCUGUACACUAUGGUGAAAAAACAGUGGGAAGCAGAGAUUAAAGCCAGUCAGAAGAACAAAGACCCAGACAGGAAAAAUCAGAGAAAGCCCAAAUUGCCUAAAAACAAGGGCAAGAAUCCUUUGGUAUAAUGAAUUCAAAGCCAAUCUGCAAGAGGACAGAUCAUCUCUGGAUAAGAGCAGACCUGUCUGAGAUGAUCAAAUGUUUGGGUUGGUUUUUGGAUGACAAAGAAACCACAAGCAGACUUUUGAAAGUAACAGAUGGAACACAUGACAGUAUGAUACUCAUGAGUUUAUGUAAGAUCUAUCACAGCAGUUCCUCAAAGUGAUGAAAAACAAACCAUUCAGAAUACCAAGGAAGAUUUCUGUAAAAAUGUGUGUGUUUUUUUUUGGUUUGUUUUCUAAGUAUUUUUGUCGGCCCAAGCCUCUCACUUCCAGGAUGUGAAAGACUUGAUUGUUUUGGCGGAUUUGCCAAGGCUUUCGUAAACCCAGGACUGUUUAGCCUGUGCAUCUCAGGCUGUGACUCAAACAAGUAUUAAAACAUCUGCGAGAUCUUGAAGCCUUUAUUUACACUGAACCUUUCAGCCAUUUCCUUCUUAUAUAUAUAUCCAGGCAUCAUUUCCCAACAUGUUAUUCCCAGCACCUGGUGGCAGGGUUCAAAUCCUGCGUCUCCCAAUUUAGUCAGCAGAGUGCUCGUAAGAACUCAAAAUCAGGUGUCCACAACCACACAAUGCACUGGUGACGUAUUGUUUUUGCAUUAUGGUUCCAGUCUUGUAUAAGUUCUCUAGAACUUGGGUCUCUCGUGACUCAGUUUGUAACAAUUUGAUUUCUGGUUGCCUAAAAGCUGUAUUUUUUAAAACUAUGAAUAAAACAUAAGAAUUUA
Messenger RNA from Xiphias gladius (swordfish), 2269 nucleotides. It is a transcript of the gene rexo4, whose product is annotated as REX4 homolog, 3'-5' exonuclease. Gene Ontology annotation, biological process: rRNA processing; DNA catabolic process. NCBI's taxonomy places the organism in Eukaryota, Metazoa, Chordata, Actinopteri, Istiophoriformes, Xiphiidae. Gene Ontology annotation, cellular component: nucleus. The record is from RefSeq and is a predicted model, not a curated record. Bases 262 to 1518 code for a protein of 418 amino acids. The transcript has 9 exons. Gene Ontology annotation, molecular function: 3'-5' exonuclease activity; nucleic acid binding.